AUGGCUCGGUCUAUUCCGUGUUCGUUAACCGGGUCGCUUGACGGCCGCGCACGCGUCGCAGCAUCGAGAACCGCAAUUCCGCCAGACGCCGCAGACCUCGCCGCGGCUCUUGCAGACCAAAUUGCUUUCGCCGCUCCUGUUGCCGACGCGGCUGCUAGCCUGGCAGACACGCCCCCCCCCGCUGCCGCCGCUGCUGCCGCUGCUGCUGCUUCGGGUGACCUGGGGGUGGGUGGAGGCGGAGGACGGUCGGAGGUGACGUGGCAAAUCGUGGUUGGUGCAAUCGCUGGCGUGAUCCCCUUCAUCGUGGCGUCCAUUGAGUUCGGCAAGCGCAUUGCGGCCCAGCGGCGCUGUGAGGCGUAUCAGGGCUCGGGGCUGCAGCUCGUGGGGCGCUUCUACCGCCGCUGCUCCGCGUGCG
This is a messenger RNA of Closterium sp. Naga37s-1, 415 nucleotides long. The record is from the annotation of a GenBank genome assembly. NCBI's taxonomy places the organism in Eukaryota, Viridiplantae, Streptophyta, Zygnematophyceae, Desmidiales, Closteriaceae.